AUGCCUGAUGAUACGAAAAGCAAUAUAGAAGGGGUGAUGUUUCAGAAAAGAAAGGAGUUGGAGCGUUGGAUGUCUGAGAAGGCAAAGUCCAAGGGGCCCACCACCGUGAAAGCAGAUAUAGAUACUAUAUUAGAAGAUUUUCAGGACAAAUACAAUUUUAGACAUUUGUCUCUCUCUCUUAUUGAAGCAUCUAGACAAGCUGGCAUUAGUUACAUUGUUUAUCCCAAGAGAAAGAGGAUGACUCAGAAGAAACAAUUGAGUCUUGAGAAAUAUGCUUCCAUAUAUGAAGAAUUAUCCAAGCCACCAAGAAUUCUUAAAAGAUCAUUGUCUCAUGGAAUACUUUAUGAACAGAAGAAAUAUCUGCUCCGAAUUCCUCUGUAUGAGCGUCACAUUCAUUGUCCCAGCCUACCUUCACUUUUAGAUUUUGAAGACUUUGUUCGAAGUAGGGGAGGAAUCCCCCGAAAUACUGAUGUUCGUACAUGGGUUAUUAAUAUGUGGCUUAAGUUUAAACCUGAAGAGAAACGUAAACCUGUAGAAAAGAAGGUUGUUCAAAUAUUUCUUCCAAAAGACAAGCCUGAAACAAAAGAACCGCCACAAAUAGAUUUAAAUGAUUUUGUGGAGUCUGAUCUUCCUCCAGAGAUCAUGAAGUAUUAUGAAUCUGAAGUGAAAAUUUUGACUGAAGAAAUCAAUAAGAAGAAAAACAAAUGUGCAUUUGCAUAUUGUAGGCGUGGAGCUAUGUAUAGGAAACUGGGCAAGUUAAAGAGUGCCAUGCAUGAUCUACAGGAAGCUAUAUUCUUGGAGCCAUUGUUUCUUAACGCUUAUUGGCACCGACAUUUCAUUUAUCUUUUCCAAGACAAAAUUAAUGAAGCUUUGGAUGACUUGAAUUUUAUAAUUAAAUAUAAUAAAACUCAUGCAGAAGCAUAUUUGUCAAAGGCAGAAAUUUUCAGGAUGAGAAAUGACUUUACUUUGGCAAUUUUGAACUAUAGCCAGGCAAUUAAAUACAAGCCCACAGAUGCUGACAUAUAUUUUAGAAGGGGUGAGAUGUAUGAAACAACAAACGAGGUUCUAGCCAUGGAUGACUUUUCUAAAUGUAUUUUUUAUGAUCCUAGAAGGACAGAUGCACUUAUAAAACGUGGGAUGUUUUACUUUGAAAAUGAAAAUUGGGUUGCAGCCAUAAAUGACUUUACAAGCUUGUUAAAAGUAGACUGCCAAAGUUCCCAAGCAUGGUUGUACCGAGGUAUAGCAUAUUUUAAACAACAUUUUUAUAAGGAAGCAACUCAAGACUUUUCUGCUGCAAUUCACUUAGAUCCUAAUAGCUGGCUAGCACUGUAUUAUCGAGGCUGCUUAUUCAGAAAGCCUAAUCCUUUGAGAGCACUACAGGAUUUUAGCGUUUCAGUUCUCUUAAACGACGGCUAUGAGAAUUUUAGUUCUUUUCUACAUCGGGGCAUACUCUAUGCAGAACAAACAAAGUGGAUGCUGGCAAUUUGUGACUUUGAAACCGUUAUUUCUCUGGAAAGAACUGCUUUAAUGGCUUAUAUAAAUAUUGGCCUUAUAUACCUGCUGCACUUGGAUAACUAUGUUGAAGCCAUCAGUCAGUUUUCUGAGGCCAUUAGAAUUGACCCUUUAUAUAUUCAAAGCUAUCUCUGUCGAGCAGAAGCAUAUUAUAAGUUGCAGAAAUUGAAAGAGGCAGUAAGAGAUUUAUCUUAUGCUAUACAUCUGCAGCCAGAUGGAAUCCAAUUAUAUAUAAUAAGAGGACAGUAUCUUCUCACAAUGAAACAAUUUGAUCUUUCAAAACUCACAAUUUAUCAAGUGGCAGAAAUGAACAAAGGUCUGAUUAAGUUGAGUCCUAUACAGCAAGCACUCACUUACUCAUUUUGUGAAAACCAUGACAAAGCCAUUCAGGUCUUACAAGAUGUUCUUUUGAAUAAGCCGGAGAUAACCAUAUAUGCUCUAUUAGCAAAAACCCAAAUGAAGGCCAAGAAAAACAAGGAAGCUGUGAGAACAUUUAAAAAGGCACUGGAUAUCUUUGCUCGCUCUGAUAAAGGAUCAAACGCUAUACUGGCUUCAGCAGACUGUUUGUAUCACCUGGGACUUUGCUACAUGGAAGAAGGCAGUUUACAAAUGGCUUUAGAUUCUUUUACAAAAGCUAUCAAUGCAAAUCCUGAAUUUGCAGAAGGAUUUUACCAACGAGGGCUUUGUAGAGUAAAACUUGGCAAGGAUAACUCGAUCCUGGAUUUUAAUUGUACACUUACCCUGAAUCCGAAGCAUUAUCAGGCAUAUUUAAGCAGAGGUGCCUACUAUGGUUUGAAAGGCAGAUACUCCAAAGCAAUCUUAAAUUGUAAUGAGGCUAUAAAAAUUUAUCCUCAGAGUGUCCGUGCCUAUCUCUACAGAGGAGUUCUGAAAUACUACACUAAGAUGUAUAAACUAGCAAUUUCAGACUUAACUACGGCUAUCAACAUGGACAAGAACAAUUACAUAGCAUUUUAUAACAGAGCACUAUGUUUCACCAAAAUGAAUCAACUUGAAAAGGCAUUAGUCGAUUAUGGAAUUGUCCUUCUUAUUGGUACUGGUGAAAAGAUAGCAUUAAAUUCUUUCAUUAAUCGUGGCUGCAUCUACAAAGAACAAGAAGAGUAUGGCUUCGCAUUAGAGGACUUUAAACAAGCUGUACUGAUAAACCAGACUAAUGUGAACCUUUGCCAAGCAACUGCCAUGUGCCAUUAUAGAAUUAAAGAGUUUGAGGAUGCUGUUAAUUUCUUCACCUGGGCUAUUAAAAUUGAUCCAAAUUAUGUGGACGCCUAUGUUGGAAGGGGAAAUUCUUACAUGGAAUAUGGUCAUGAUGAGGCCAUCAAGCAAGCACAGAAGGACUUUCUGAAAGCCUUACAUCUUAAUCCAACUUACAGUAAAGCCAGAAUUAGUUUAAGCUAUAAUUUGCAGGCCCAAGGAAAAUUCCAGAAAGCUUGGAACCAUUUUACCAUUGCCCUGGAAAUUGAUCCAAAGAGUUACACAGCAUAUGAAGGAAGAGCUGUGGUCUGUCUUCAGAUGAGCAAUAAUUUUGCUGCAAUUAAUGAUAUUAAUGCUGCCAUUAAGAUCAAUACAACAGCAGAAUUCCUAACAAAUCGUGGUGUAAUUCAUGAGUUUAUGGGUCAGAAACAGAAUGCAAUGAGAGACUAUCAAUUAGCAAUUUCUCUAAACCCUAAGUACUCGCUGGCUUACUUCAAUGCAGGAAAUAUCUACUUUAACCACAGGCAGUUUUCCCAGGCUGGUGAUUACUUCUCAAAAGCUUUACAGUUUGAUCCAGGAGAUGAGAAUGCUUUCAUGAAUCGAGCUGUUACAAAUAUAAUAUUAAAGAAAUAUGAAGAAGCAAAAGAAGAUUUUACAAAUUUGGUUGAUAUUUGUCCUUUUUGGGCUGCAGCAUAUUUUAACAGAGCAAAUUUCUACUACUGUUUAAAGCAAUACGAAAUGGCUGAGGCUGAUCUUACUAAAGCUCUGUCUUUGAAGCCUGCUAAUGCUUUAGCAUAUACUUUUAGAGCAGAAGUUCGUGGUAAAAUAGGUUUGAUUGAAGAAGCUAUGGCAGACUAUAAGCAAGCCCUUGAUAUUCAAGAACAUAUAACCGCAGCAUCCACCACCGCCAUCACCGUCACUACAACUGUCACUUCCAUUACCAUGAUCACCAUUAACACUAUCACCAACAUCACUACCACUGCUACCAUCACCAUCAACAUCAGCACCACCACCACAAUCACUACCACCUCCAUGACCACCACCACAACAGCAGCAACACCACUGCUUCUUGAGGCUCCCUCUAUACCAGGGGUUCACUAA
Messenger RNA from Elephantulus edwardii (Cape elephant shrew), 3822 nucleotides. RefSeq lists its product as uncharacterized. The record is from RefSeq and is a predicted model, not a curated record. The transcript is spliced from 23 exons. Lineage: Eukaryota; Metazoa; Chordata; Mammalia; Macroscelidea; Macroscelididae. The coding region runs from base 1 to 3822 and encodes 1273 amino acids. Gene Ontology annotation, molecular function: protein binding.